This is a messenger RNA of Colletotrichum karsti, 2334 nucleotides long. RefSeq lists its product as uncharacterized. The transcript has 3 exons. The record is from RefSeq and is a predicted model, not a curated record. Bases 1 to 2334 code for a protein of 777 amino acids. Gene Ontology annotation, molecular function: catalytic activity. NCBI's taxonomy places the organism in Eukaryota, Fungi, Ascomycota, Sordariomycetes, Glomerellales, Glomerellaceae. Gene Ontology annotation, biological process: nucleoside metabolic process.
AUGACGAACCGACUGCAGCAUGGCGACUACAGGGUGGCAUGGAUAUGUCCUAUGGAGGUUGAGCAAAUUGCUGCGGAGGAGAUGCUGGAUGAGGAGCACGACGACCUGCCACAAUCAGAAGCAGAUCACAACGUUUAUAAGCUCGGGAGCAUAAACGGGCACAACAUCGUCAUCGCUGGUCUGCAUGAGACGGGCAAUUGCUCUGCAGCCGCCGUCGUAACGCAGAUGCGAAUGACAUUUCGAAAGCUCAAGUUCGGAUUGCUUGUCGGCAUUGGUGGCGGCGUUCCAGUUGCCACAGACUGCGGGAUGAUUCGUCUAGGCCAUGUUGUGGUUAGCAAGCCCGCUGGCGCGCAUUCCGGUGUCGUUCAGUACGACCACGGGAAAGCCAUCAGCGAAGGUCUGUUCGAGCGGACUGGGUCUCUCGCACCGCCACCAGCUGUGCUUCUGAAUGCGGCACGACAGAUGGGAGUACAGCGCAAAAGGGCUAAAGGCAAACGAGAUCCGAUCUUAGAAAACGUCAGUCGAAUCGAUCCAAAACACCCUCCUUUUCGACAGUUCGGUUUUGAGUACCCCGGCGAGGAGAACGACUUUCUGUUUCCAUCGGGUCACCGCCACCAACAACAAGGAAUUUCCUGUGAAGCUGGUGGAUGCGAUCUUUCCACGCGUGUUCUGAGGUUGGAGGACACAGAUAGGACCUUCGUGACGGUACAUAUGGGCAAUAUUGCUUCAGGAGAGCGCGUGAUCAAAGACGCAACACUUAGAGAUGGGCUUGCAAAGCAGUACGGACUAUUGUGCUUUGAGAUGGAGGCAGCUGGAGUUUCUUUUAACUUCCCCUGUUUGACUAUUCGCGGUAUUUCUGACUAUUGCGAUUCUCACAAAAAUGAUCGGUGGCGUGGCUACGCAGCAGCCGUUGCUGCUGGAUAUACCAGGCAGCUUUUCUUUCACAUGCCCGUUGAAGAGGUGCAACGGGUGCAGCUACCAACCUCAUUCACACUUGCUUUCCAAUUAUCGGGAGUUCAUAGUGUGGAGACCUUCAUCUCCAGAGAAACGGAGCUGAUGCGCAUGCACGAACUUCUGAAGGGACCCCGAGACCGCCGCAUCGUUGUUCUGCACGGAUUAGGCGGCAUGGGCAAGACCCAGAAAGCGGUACAGUAUGCGAAACGGCAUCGCGAAGAAUACUCUGCUGUCAUUUGGCUCAAUGCAAAAGAUGUCACGUCUCUCCAACAAACCUUUCACAGAGCUGCCCGGAGAAUUUUGAGCGAGCACCCAAGCGUGGCAUAUCUGCAGACCGCUACAAGUAAUCAAGAUCUCAAUCGUUCAGUGGAGGCCGUUCUCAAGUGGUUGAAUGAGAAGGGAAAUGAUCGUUGGUUAAUCGUCUAUGAUAAUUACGACGCUGUCAAGUUUGACGGGGACGACUCCUCAAGCCAGAUGACUGUGAAAGACGAAACUAGAACGGGUCCUGAUGCCAACGAAACCGACUCGAACUCUUACGAUAUCCGCCCAUACAUCCCUGAAGCUUUUCACGGCGCUAUCAUCACGACGCGUUCGUCAACAGUGGAUCUGGGCCAUCUCAUCCGACUUCCAAAGUUAGAAGACGUCAACGACAGUUUGGCGAUCCUAGCAUCAACGUCCCAGAGAGAAAGGUUUAGCCAGGAACCUGAUGCUCUUUCUCUUGCACGCAAGCUCGAUGGCCUUCCACUUGCUCUCGCGACCGCUGGGGCUUACCUCCGCCAAGUGUCAGUGACUUGCACCGAAUACCUCGAGGACUGGGACAAGUCGUGGCUGCAACUGCAAGAAAAUACACCGCGACCAAGAACUUACGAGCAAAAAGCAUUGUACUCGACUUGGAACAUUUCGUACCAAUAUAUUCAGCGGAAGAACGACGAUGCCGCCGUGCUCCUUCGACUAUGGGCGUACCUCGAUAACGAAUAUCUGUGGUAUGAGCUUCUCAGUGCAUGUGAGAAACAGUCAGACGCACCAGUCUGGCUACAGCGUAUCACAGCAGCCAAGUUUGACUUCCACAAGACCAUGAGAACUCUUUGCGAAUACGGAUUAGCGGAAGCAAGCCCUCCCACGAAAGAGCCUGGACCAGAUUCCCGAGGUUACAGCGUGCAUGAAUGUGUUCACGCCUGGAUAACACAUGUGUUGAACGUGGAGGUGGACACGGAGAUGGCCUACCAGGCUAUCAAAUGUGUCUCAUGGCACGCCCCAACUGACGAGGAGCCUGAGUACUGGGUCUUACAACGACGUCUUGUUCGACACGCCGACAGAUGUUUCAGAACAGCAGUCAGGAAGAACGAAGCAGAAGCUGACGCAGAGACCAAAGAAGCGUGA